Molecule: messenger RNA, 735 nt
Organism: Corapipo altera (White-ruffed manakin)
Lineage: Eukaryota; Metazoa; Chordata; Aves; Passeriformes; Pipridae
Gene: CYYR1
Product: cysteine and tyrosine rich 1
Exons: 6
Coding region: 1-735 (244 amino acids)
Source: RefSeq, a predicted model, not a curated record
AUGGGUAACUCAGAGAUGAGCAAAGAGGAGAGCAGAGCUUUGCCGAGCGCUGAGCGUGGGUUUGUGUGCCUGGGCUGUGUGACCUGCAUGGGCACGGCUCGGGAUGGAGCCAGGGGUGCUGCGGGCUCACACUUGCAUUCCACGCCUGAUCGCCUUCCAAAGGGCAUUCCUCGACCUGCAGCUCUUCAUGCAAAGUCAGAGACGAACCCUUUUGUUUUGCGAGACCGCGGGGUAAACAUCUCGGCCUCUGGGGCCCCGUCUGUGGGAAUUCUCACACGGGGGGUGCUGCUGCCCCCUGGCCUCCUCCUCCUCCUCGUCCUCCUCCUCCUCCUGGCAGCAGAAGAUUGUCUGGCUCAGUGUGAUAAUGACUGCAAAGCCUACUGCUGUGAUGGGACUACUCCCUACUGCUGUUCAUAUUAUGCCUACAUUGGGAAUGUCCUUUCAGGCACAGCAAUAGCUGGAAUUGUUUUUGGCAUAGUGUUUAUAAUGGGAGUGAUAGCUGGGAUUGCCAUCUGUAUCUGCAUGUGCAUGAAGAGCAACCGUGGGACCCGAGUAGGGGUCAUCCGGACCACGCACAUCAACACCAUCAGCACGUACCCAGUGGCUCCACCACCAUACAGUUAUGAAUUCGAAAUGGAGUACCCAGCUGACCUACCUCCACCUUAUACUCCAACCCCACAGACUUCAAUACAGUAUCCCCCUCCCCCUCCAUACCCUGGAUAUACAGGGAAAUAA